UGGUCUUGUUGGCACUUGCUUGCUUCGUGAUGGCGAACAAUGAAACGCUGCCGGAGUUAAAAAAGUCCAAGGGACAUGACCAGUUACUAGGUGAUUCGGAAAGCGAGCUGAACCGUAAACUCCUUGAGCUCGCAGCGCAAGAAGAAGAUACUGAAGAAUGGCGUAGAAAGUUCAAAAAAAUGUCCCAGGAGUUGGCUAAAAAGAAGGCAAACCAGGACAUCCCUGACAAGAAUGAUGAACAAUACAAUAACCAGUCAAUAACUGAGCUCCAAGAUGCAGCUUCUAAUAAAGAUCAACUCAUCAAGGCAGUCCGAACAAAACUUACAGCAUUCAGCGGUCCAUUGUCAUCUCCUGCUAAAAAUUCAUUAACAAGUUUAGAUAAAAAAUGGUACAGUCUCUCCGAUGAUAGCAAGAAAGGAGCCCUAGACACAUUAGGUGUCAUAUCCUCAAACAUCGAGGUGUUUGGCAAUGCUGGCGAAGACCCUGUAGGUGCAAUAAGAGGAGCUAUUGACAUCGUUGCCUCCAUAUCCAGCAAUUUUGGACCAAAAGGCCAGCUUGCAAGUGUGGCUCUAGGCUUUGUCUCUGCUAUACUUGGCUUAUUUGGUAAAGGACCGAAACCGAAGCCUUUGAGUGAAGUUGUCAGAGAGCAGAUAGAUGAGGCUCUGGCGCAAUAUCGCGAAGAGGACCUAAUUAGAAAAAAGAAUGGUCUGGUAUAUGCAUUUCGACUCACUAAAGCGUACUUAGACGGAGCUGCAAGGUCUGGUAGACGCUUAAGUGAUAAGGGAGCGGUUGCGGCAACAGUUGAAGUGGGAAGAUCAAAAGGUGUAGCGUUUAUGGGAGAGCUCGUCAGUGAAAUAAGGGACAUGUUCCGCAAGAACAGUGACGCAAGAAAAGCCAUUAGAUAUUGUGAGAUGUACGCACAGUUGGCUUUAUACCGUGAUAUCAUCUUGACACAGUUCAUUGGCAUGCUUCCACUCACUAAAGAUUUGGAAAGUCACCUGGAUGGUUAUACAUCCGAUCGAGAUACGUUUAGAAGUAUGUCACGAGCGGUACUUGGCAAACUUUACGAAGUCAACUUCGAUAAUGCAAUCAUUCCCUAUUUUGAUCCAGAGGUCAGCGUCAUUACGGAUGCUUUAUCCACUAAGCUAUUGAAUUUGGGUAAAUACGAUCGUUCCAUGGCUGGUCUGCAUUGCCUUAUGACCCCAGGGACAACUGGACUAGAAGAUCUUGAUUGGCAAAGAGGGGAUAAGAAGUUCAAACCUGCUGGCAAUCCAUACACUACAUCGGUGAGGCAGGACAACAGCCGCUGUUACUGGAAACUUAUACCACACCCAGGUCACACGUACACCAUUCUGAAUAUGUACGAAUGCAAACGGAAGUGGGACUACUGUGGCUCGAUGUUAUCAUGGACAACAGUUGAUGGCAAUGCCUAUGUAGACCUCGACUCGGGUGACCCUGUUUUGUGGGAAAUCCAGGGCAGUGACUGGAAAUUUAUUCGAAACAAACAGGGCUGUGGUAAGAAGAAAAGUAAAUGGUGCAACUUCCAUCUAAGGAUUCAAAACCGACAAAUUACAACAUUAAUCGUUAGUCCGUGGCGUGGAGCUCGUAGAAUUACGACCAAUAAACGAGUUGGGCAACUGGUUCCUUCAAAUGGCAAAUACUACUGGAAGACAAGAAGGGCAUGAUGAUUGACAAGGCAUCAAUCUUCAAAAUAAAAGAUGCUUAUGACAAUAGUGAUAAUGAUAAUGAAUGCUUGUCGAAUAUUGAA
Exaiptasia diaphana is the source of this 1768-nucleotide messenger RNA. RefSeq lists its product as uncharacterized. Bases 30 to 1685 code for a protein of 551 amino acids. The transcript is spliced from 7 exons. NCBI's taxonomy places the organism in Eukaryota, Metazoa, Cnidaria, Anthozoa, Actiniaria, Aiptasiidae. The record is from RefSeq and is a predicted model, not a curated record.